This is a messenger RNA of Panicum hallii, 3272 nucleotides long. RefSeq names its product vesicle-fusing ATPase-like. Bases 828 to 3002 code for a protein of 724 amino acids. The record is from RefSeq and is a predicted model, not a curated record. Gene Ontology annotation, cellular component: Golgi stack. Gene Ontology annotation, biological process: intra-Golgi vesicle-mediated transport; SNARE complex disassembly; Golgi to plasma membrane protein transport. The transcript has 23 exons. Gene Ontology annotation, molecular function: ATP hydrolysis activity; ATP binding. NCBI's taxonomy places the organism in Eukaryota, Viridiplantae, Streptophyta, Magnoliopsida, Poales, Poaceae.
GAGCGGUAGCUAGUAGUGAGCUGGUGACCAAGGCCAUGUAAAAAAAAAAUAUGGUGCGCGAGAGGGAGGCCGGGUGCGGCGGCCGGCAGCUAGCAAUGGCCGACACCCCUGACGCCGGGCAGCCUCCCGAAAUGACGGCGAGGAGCAACGCCCCGCAAGACUUUUUUCGUGCGUGGCUGCCGUAUCUUCAUUCGCUGAAGCUUCUUUCCUGCUGAGCUUAAGAAGAAACAUCUUCUACUACUAUUUGACAAACUUUUUACAAUUGGGCAUAUUUUGAUAACGUGACUAAAGAAACUGUUUUAACAUGACAGGGAUCAACAACUCUGAUUUGUGUGGUCGAUAUGCGUCGGAUCACCGGUGGAGAAAGACUGAAAGAGGAUGUCAUCAUCACUUCGUCAGUCAAUCUGUGGGACCGGAGCCGCUGGACUGAAGAUGUUCGAGGCACGGGGCCUCUCUCACAGUCACAGAGGCGAGAGGCCCAAGGCCUGAAGGAGACCCACCAACCAGGCCGGGCCGCGGGCAGCCAGGCCUCAGCGGCAGCGGAGCGCUCCCCGAGGAAGCGUACGUGUGGGCUGCAGAGGGCCGAUCCAUUCGUUGGCCCAGAAAGGCAAAACCGGCACGACGCUCUUCCUUCGGAUCGAAGUUCCCCCCUCUUCCAAGCUGUCAGCCUUUAUUUGCGAAGAUCCUUCUGGCCUCCUCCUGUCACCGGAAUUCCCUGGUCACCUCUUCCCACAACCCGCGCCAUUGCCACCGCCCAGAGAGUAGGGAUCUCUCGCUAGCCUGUCGUCGGUCCCUCCCCCUGCCGGCUGGCGUGCGGGCGAGCCGCAAUGGAGGUGGUGAACACGCCCAGCCAGGAGCUCGCCCUCACCAACUGCGCCUUCGUCUCCGCCGCCGACCUCCGCCGCUUCCCCAACUACAUUGCCCUCGUCGGCGACGCCCUCGUCCUCACCCUAAGAGCUCAUGAUGCCAUUGCAAGUGGUCGGAUUGCUUUGAAUGGCAUCCAGCGUAGACAGGCUAAGGUUUCUGCUGGAGAUUAUGUUACAGUCAGCAGCUUUGUUCCUCCUGAUGAUUUCAAGCUGGCUUUGCUUACAAUGGAGCUAUCAUAUGUCAAGGCAAAAGCCAACCAAGAGCAGUUGGAUGCUGUUUUGCUUGCCCAACAACUGCGGAAAAGAUUCCUUGAUCAGGUCAUGACAACUGGGCAAAAAGUGACGUUUGAAUUUUGUGGGACAAACUAUAUCUUCACUGUAAAUCAAGCGAUGCUAGAAGGCCAGGAGAGUUCCACACCAUUGGACAGAGGGUUCCUGUCAAGUGACACAUACAUCAUAUUUGAGGCAGCCCCUAAUUCGGGAAUUAAGGUGAUCAACCAAAAGGAAGCUGCUAGCAGCAAGCUUUUCAAGCAUAAAGAGUUUAACCUGGAGAAGUUGGGUAUAGGUGGAUUAAGUGCUGAAUUUACAGACAUCUUUCGCAGGGCAUUUGCUUCUCGAGUGUUUCCACCUCACAUUGUUAGUAGGUUAGGUAUAAAGCAUGUCAAGGGUAUACUGCUUUAUGGCCCCCCUGGUACUGGAAAGACACUUAUGGCUCGACAAAUUGGGAAGUUGCUAAAUGGGAAGGAUCCGAAGAUUGUAAAUGGACCUGAAGUCUUAAGCAAAUUUGUUGGUGAAACAGAGAAGAACGUGAGAGAUCUAUUUUCCGAUGCUGAGAAUGAACAGAGAACACGUGGUGAUGAGAGUGACCUUCAUGUCAUCAUCUUUGAUGAAAUUGAUGCUAUCUGUAAGUCAAGAGGUUCAUCAAGGGAUGGUACAGGUGUGCAUGACAGCAUUGUAAACCAGCUACUAACAAAGAUAGAUGGUGUUGAAGCACUAAACAAUGUUCUGCUUAUUGGAAUGACAAAUAGGAAAGAUUUGCUUGAUGAAGCUUUGUUGAGGCCUGGAAGGUUGGAAGUGCACAUUGAGAUAAACCUACCUGAUGAAAAUGGGCGCUUCCAAAUUCUCCAAAUACACACGAAUAAGAUGAAACAGAGCUCUUUCCUUUCUCCAGAUGUUAAUCUGCUAGAGCUUGCUGCACGAACCAAGAACUACAGUGGAGCAGAAUUGGAAGGUGUUGUUAAAAGUGCAGUUUCUUAUGCUUUGAACCGUCAAAUUAGUAUGGAUGACCUUACGAAGCCUUUGGAUGAGGAAAGCAUUAAGGUCACUAUGGAUGACUUUGUGAAUGGACUUCAAGAAAUUACCCCUGCUUUUGGAGCAUCUAUGGAUAACCUUGAAAGAUGCAGGUUGCGUGGUAUUGUAGACUGUGGCAAACCGCAUAAGCACAUUUAUCAACGGGCUAUGCUCCUAGUGGAGCAGGUUAAAGUUAGCAGAGGUAGCCCUCUUGUCACUUGCCUUUUGGAAGGACCAGCUGGAAGUGGUAAAUCAGCUACAGCAGCUACUGUUGGCAUCGAUAGUGAUUUUGCUUAUGUAAAAGUUAUAUCAGCUGAGACAAUGAUCGGUUUCAGUGAAAGCAGCAAGUGUGCACAGAUAUGCAAGGUUUUUGAGGAUGCAUACAGAUCUCCACUAAGCAUCAUAAUUCUUGAUGACAUCGAAAGGUUACUGGAAUAUGUUGCUAUUGGACCCCGCUUCUCAAAUUUGAUCUCACAAACGCUUCUGGUUCUCCUCAAGAGGGUUCCUCCGAAGGGGAAGAAUUUGCUUGUGAUCGGAACAACAAGCGAGGUGGGCUUUCUGGAGUCCAUUGGUAUGUGUGAUGCCUUCUCUGCGACCUACCAUGUUCCUAAACUGAAGAAAGAGGAUGCUAAAAAGGUGCUACAGCAUCUCAACGUGUUCAACGAAGGAGAUAUUGAUGCAGCAGCAGAAGCAUUGGAUGAUAUGCCACUUAAGAAGUUAUAUACACUUGUUGAGAUGGCAGCACAGGGAAGGACUGGAGGAAGUGCAGAAGCAAUAUAUGCUGGAAAGGAAAAGAUUGAUAUCGACCAUUUCUUUAGUAUCUUGGGUGAUAUUAUCCGCUAUUAAGCACGUUUCAUGCGCAGUUCGUAAACUCUUCCCACCUUCCUUUCUAUUUUGUGUUUUGCCCACCUGAACUCAUAUAAUUGUUCUGCUCUGUAAAGUUUGUGCAUUGCCUUUGAGAUGCAUACUGACCUCAUGUAUUCAAACCUUAUGCUUCCUUCAAUUCUUAAUGUAGGAUACUAGUUGGUCUAACCUAUUCUAACAUGAUACAUCAAUGUGUAGAAGUUGAGUAUAUUGACAAUAUAUGAUUGAUGUUACUAGAUUUAUCAUGCAAAA